GUAGAGCCCCGUUAUAGGGCCCAUAAGAAACGGCCUGCGCCUCCUAAUUAAACGUAACAAGCAGUCACCGUCUUCGUUGGUCCAUAGCAUCAGAGAGAAGUGAGCAUGGCUCGACUGGUUCGGCCUCUGAGGCAAUUGCCGCAGUUACAUCAACAUUACCACUGUUGCGCAACCUUAAUGCACUUCUUAUCCCCGCCAUCAAUUGUAUCCACGAAAGCAACCUCCCGUAGUCUCUCGUUUCCCAGCGUACUCUUCACUCGCCGAAGCAUCCAUCAACGCUCGCGCGGGCUCAGAUUACGCGAUAAUUCUCGGCAGACCAAUCCUGAAGAAGCUGAUGCUAGUGACUCUGGUGACGAGGAGAGGAAGAGCCGCAACCAGAAGAAGCGGGAUGCUAAGCGCGGGGUCCAGUGGGGCAUAGAUCUCGCUUCCUUCUCCACACCACAAAUCAAACGCAUCCUCAGUGCGGCUUCUCUUGAGCAAGAAGUGUUGGAUGCUAUAUUGCUAGUUAAGAGAUUAAGGCCUGAUGUACGUGAAGGAAAACGAAGGCAGUUCAAUUUAAUUGGGAAAUUACUACGAGAUGUAGAACCUGAAUUGAUGGACGGUUUAAUUCAGGCUACAAAAGAUGGCGACCUCAGUAGGCUGCAGGCUUUAUCCGGUACAAAGACAUAUAUUUCUGUAGAGGAUGAAGAAUAUGAAGAAAUUGAGGAUGUAGAGGAAGAGGAGGUUUCACAUGAAUAUACUGAUGUAGCUAGUAAAUGGCUAGAUGGCCUAAUCAGUAAGGAUGUCAACAUUACCAAUGAAGUUUAUUCAAUUCAAAACGUCGAUUUUGACCGUCAGGAGUUGCGUAAACUGGUCCGGAAAGUGCAUACUGUUCAGGAACACCUGGCCAUUGUUGUGGAGGAUGAGAGAGAGGCUGAUGCAGCUCUCUUAGGUGCCAAAAGGUCUCUGAACCGUUUCCUUUGUACACUAGCAAAAAAAAUGUCAUCGGUAGGAUCUUCUUAUAUUAUCCCGUAAUUAUAAUAUUUUAUAUACUCCUGAAACAUCGGAAAGCUCUCCCUGUCAAGAGUCAUAGCUCAUAACUUACAAUAGGCCUUUUUAGCACAGGGAAUGUCAUGGUUUCCCUCAUCAACUUUAUGAUAACAUGAUUUCAUGAUUGUAGCAAAUGAUGGAAGUGAUCCAAAAACUUCAUUUUUUUUAAUAAGAUGUGAACUUGGUUUCUGAGCCAGGAAAUUCAU
Molecule: messenger RNA, 1235 nt
Organism: Tripterygium wilfordii
Lineage: Eukaryota; Viridiplantae; Streptophyta; Magnoliopsida; Celastrales; Celastraceae
Exons: 6
Coding region: 106-1014 (302 amino acids)
Source: RefSeq, a predicted model, not a curated record